AUGCCUUUCCACUUUCUGGAACUCAGUGCAGAGUUGCGAAACCGUAUCUAUCACUUCGCUGCGAUCUCCGACAGGCCUAUUCUUGUCAGUUGUACCAGAAACAAUGAAGCUACCAACGAGUCCGCUGGAGGAACCUUCGCCGGCCUCACACGUGUUUGUCACCAAAUUCGCCACGAAUACCGCCCUAUUCAACGUCAGGAGGCCAGAAUUGGAGUUGACUUGGAGGAGGUGAACACUUAUUUGGAGACCUUCCACGACGAUCCUAGAGAUCUUACUUCUGAGCCUCAGCAUCUCCUCAUCACACUGAAACCCAUGCUGGUGAGAUUGGAAGAUGUUGGAAGUGCCGGUAUUGAUCUACUCCCUCUUCUAAGGUUUCUUGGAGGUUGGUUACAAACAAGAUGCAACUCCAUGGUCAGGUCGUGGCAUUCUCCCAUUUGUUUGCCGCAUGGAGUGAAUUGGGAUCACGUCGUUGAGGGUGCAUGCGACGAGUGCGGGGACUUGAAUCGGCUACUUGACAACGACAACUCCACCUGGCUCAGGCAUAUACAGGAUGGAAGAUUUGACAGGAUCACUGUUCGACGACAGAGCCACUUCGGUCUAUCUAUCGUGAUUGCCUGUAACCUGAACAAAAUACCGGACGACAUUUUCGAGAUGCUUAUGACAGGGCCAAAGUGGAUAGCGUACAACGAUUAUCUAACUCGACUCGGGAUCUACGAGCGAUUUUCGGAUAUCUCAAUGCGGCUUGAAGACGACGACUUCCCGCAGUGGUUUACCAAUCAUUGA
Molecule: messenger RNA, 783 nt
Organism: Dothidotthia symphoricarpi CBS 119687
Lineage: Eukaryota; Fungi; Ascomycota; Dothideomycetes; Pleosporales; Dothidotthiaceae
Exons: 2
Coding region: 1-783 (260 amino acids)
Source: RefSeq, a predicted model, not a curated record